Messenger RNA from Microplitis mediator, 2429 nucleotides. Its product is annotated as RNA-binding protein 24-B-like. Gene Ontology annotation, molecular function: RNA binding. The coding region runs from base 458 to 1297 and encodes 279 amino acids. The record is from RefSeq and is a predicted model, not a curated record. Gene Ontology annotation, cellular component: cytosol. NCBI's taxonomy places the organism in Eukaryota, Metazoa, Arthropoda, Insecta, Hymenoptera, Braconidae. The transcript has 6 exons.
AACCAACAUUCGUGUCGCAGCUGUCUCAGAUCUUGAAUCGUCAUUCGCACGUGGAUAUUUCUCCGUGACGGGUGUGUGCGCGCGCGCCCUUUAAAUAGUACGCCGCAUGUUAUCGCAACAAUAUUAAUAUAUAUUUUUUCUACUCACAAUAAAUUUAUCAAUUGAUUAUUACACUUAAUUAUUUUGUGAGAAAGUUUUUAAUUGUGUGCGAGUAAAUUACUUGUGAUUUACGGUGUUCUUGCGGUUAAUUAUUUUUUGUGCGGAUUUGUGUCCUUGGGAAUUUUUGUCUUAAUAAAAUAAUUUGCUAUAGAGUCUUUGCUCAGAUGGCAUCUGUGAUACUUUGAGCUCAAGUAGACUAGUCUUAGAAACAACGAUAAUAAUAUUAUUUAAAAAUAUUAGCAGAGGAAGAGAAUUAGGAAAUUGAAAAAUAUAAAAAUAAAAGCAAUUGCCCGUGAAAAUGUUGAUGCCAGGUGCAACAGGAUUGAGUGCGGUUGCCGCAGGAGCAACUGGUCAAGAUGAGCUGGUAACAAGUCUAGGUGCAUUGGCAGGCGUAACACCCCAGCAAAAAGACACGACCUGGACAAAAUUAUUCGUCGGCGGACUGCCGUACCACACUACCGACAAAAGUCUCAGAGAGCACUUCAAUGUGUACGGAGACAUUGAGGAAGCUGUUGUCAUCACGGACAGACAGACUGGCAAAAGUAGGGGCUAUGGAUUCGUGAUUAUGGGCGACAGACCAGCGGCCGAAAGAGCUUGCAAGGAUCCAAACCCUAUAAUUGAUGGCCGGAAAGCUAAUGUUAAUUUAGCAAUACUGGGAGCGAAACCACGUGGCAAUCUUCAAACCACAUUUCCUUUUGCUGCUGGCAUAAGAACUGGAUAUCCUACAGUACUGCCCAGUCAAUAUGGAGUACCACCAGGCUACAUGUACCAGUCGCCUUAUCUGACGGCAGCAACACCCGGAGGUCUUAUGCAAUUACCGACGACGCAAUUGAGCCACGCGGCAGCUGUUGCCGCGGCAUCACAAUUCUACGAGUACCAGAAUGCCGCGGCGGCUGCAGCCGCUGCCGCAGCGGCCGCUACCUAUCCCGGUACCUCGUCCUACAACUUCGCUGAGGCCGCUGCUUAUCCGUACACCAGUGCUGCCGCGGCCGCGAACGCAGCAGCCGCAAGCUACGUAACUCCUUAUACAUACGCGACAUUACCAGGUGCAGCGGCAUUACAAGGAGCAACAACGACGGGUGCUGCGUUCCCGGGAUUGCCUUAUCAGACGACGCCCCAAGAAGCACGACUCCAAUAGACAACACUAGACUACUCUACUACUACAACUACUUAUAAAAUAUAAAUCUGCGGCAUAAGCCUAACUUAAAAUAUUAUACAUUAAAUUACAUUAAACAUUUCUGACGAAAUAAUAACCGUCUAAGUAAAUCUAUUAUUAGAGUAUAAAGUAUAGAUGUUAUAGAGCAACGAUAUUUAAGUGAGAAAGCGAUAUUUAAGUUAAAUAACGCGAGUGAGAAAGAGCGCGAGUGUAUUUAAAAAUAUUUGUUUAAAAAAAAAAAUAUUUAUAAUUUUUUUUUCAUUACUUUAUUUAUUAUUUAUUCUGGUUUUGUUAUUAAUUUUGUUAAAAUCACUGUCACUGAACCUCUAUCUUCCUUAAUCUUCCCGGGAGCCAAAUACGGAACGAGCGGGAAAAUAUUUAAAAAAAUAAAAUGGCUCGUACGAAUAAAGUCAAUCUCCAAAGAGUCUAAUUACAACUAAUUUAACACAAAUAAUAACAAUGAUAAUUAAAUAUUUUGUUAUUGUAAUUUAAUUAUUAAUUAUUAAAGAAAAAAAAUGUCGGUGCGUUUGUCCAGAAUCACAAAUUUUUUAAAAAAUCUAACGAAUUUUUAAAUUGACGUACGUUAAUUAAUGUACAAUAAUUGUUUACUGUAAUUAAGUUAUUAGUUAAUUUAAUUAAUUAAGAUAUUAAUAUUCAUAACAAUAAUAAUAAUUUAAGAUGAAUUAAUAAGUAAUAAAUAUUAAAAUAAAAAUAAAUAUAAUUUAGUCAAUCUAUAGAUUGUAGAUAGUUCGAUAAUUAUAAUAAUUAUGAAAAAUUGUUAACCAGGAAGAGACAGUCAAAUUAUUAUUUCCUACUAACUUAAUUGUAAUUGUUAUUUCUAUUUUUUUUUUUAAGUAAUACUCAAAUGUGGCCUUAAUUAAAAAAUAAAUUAAAUAAGUGUCUUAUUGAGGCCUUAAUACAUUGAUAAAUUAAUAAAUAUCAACCAUCGCUCAAUAAAUAUACAAUCAUAUGUUAAAUAUAUUUAAAUAAAGUAAUAAUUAAAUAAAUGGUACAGUAGAGAAAAUAAAAUGAAAUAAUUUUUGGAAGCUAGUCAAUGGAGGUUUAAUGAUUGGUCUCAAGACCUGGUAAAUAAAAACACAAUUUUUAUUUAAAA